Ambispora gerdemannii is the source of this 318-nucleotide messenger RNA. The record is from the annotation of a GenBank genome assembly. NCBI's taxonomy places the organism in Eukaryota, Fungi, Glomeromycota, Glomeromycetes, Archaeosporales, Ambisporaceae.
AUGGCCGAAGUCUUGGAAAUUAAUUUCGAAAAAAGACGACUACUCGGCGAACUUCAUCUCCCGUCGAAACCUGACAUGGAAAUCUGUGUUUUUGUUUAUGGAUCUGGUUCGUUGAGAUAUUUAGCCCAAGUUCUUCGAUCUCAAGGUGUUGGCACAUACUUGCUUAAUCUUUUGACUUCGGACGAAAAAGAAAUCGAUAGCCUUACAAAACAACUUCAAUAUGAUUGGUAUCAUACUUCAAAUAGAGUUGUCGCUGUUAUCGAUCAUUUCGCAAAAGACGAGAGAGCAGCAAAGAUGCCAAUAGGGUUGUUUGUGUGA